AGAUAAUUGCUUUGCCGGCGCUGGUGCUCGCCACUGAUCUACAAACCAUCCGCGUACAUACGUGACGCGUUUGGCCGUUAUAAACCAGCGUGGAGUCCCGCCGCGUGCGUACGUCAACAUCCACCUCGUGACGUACAUUGGCUGUCGGCAAAAACAAAAAAAAAAAAGGUAAGGUGAGCAACCGCAAGAAGCUUGAGUCGAAGCCCGUCUGUUGAAUUCUAUGGUAAAGGCGAUUUUAAUACAACCAAAUAAGUACUAGUAUGUAUGAAUGGCUUUAAUUUAACUAUCGAAAAUGGUAGUUAAACUUGAGUCAACUUCGGAACUGAGUCAGCUCGUGGAACAAGAAGAAGACAGCCCUUAUUGGUUCGCUAGCUAGCUAGCGUUAGCUUUCAGGAUGGGCAAGUGAACGCACCACCGAGCAGACAACAUACCAACGUACCAUGACUGAAUCCCGAGAGUACAGUCUCACGAGGAAUGAGAGUGUCGUGAGUGACUUUUAGCUACCUCCGAAACCGCGUCGAUACUUGUUUACGUUACGUGAUGAAAAACUGCGAGUACCAGCAGAUCGACCCGCGGGCGCUGUCGGUGUCGCCCUCGUCCGCACAACAGAACCACACCGAGAAGACAGUGCAGCGGUCGCGGAGGAAAUGGGAAGUGUUCCCGGGGAAGAACAAGUUUUUCUGCGACGGACGGGUCAUCCUGGCCAGACACAGCGGCGUCCUUCCCCUGACACUGGGCCUUAUUGUUGUCACGUGUGGCCUUUUCUUCGCAUUCGAUUGCCCUUUCCUAGUGGAGCAUCUAACCGUCUUUAUACCUGUGAUCGGUGGGGUUCUUUUCUUGUUUGUGGUCAUCUCCCUGCUGAGAACCAGCUUUACAGACCCGGGCAUCUUACCCAGGGCCACCCCAGAUGAAGCAGCGGACAUAGAGAAGCAGAUCGAUACCUCAGGAUCCUCUACGUAUCGCCCCCCUCCGCGAACCAAGGAGAUUCUCAUCAACCAGCAGGUGGUGAAGCUCAAAUACUGCUUCACUUGUAAAAUGUUCCGCCCUCCUCGGACCUCCCACUGCAGCCUCUGUGACAACUGUGUGGAACGAUUUGAUCACCACUGCCCGUGGGUGGGGAACUGUGUGGGCAAACGCAAUUACCGCUUUUUCUACAGCUUCAUCAUCUCUCUGUCGUUUCUGACGUCGUUCAUAUUUGGCUGUGUCGUCACGCACAUCACCCUGCGUUCUCAAGAAGGUAAAAGCCUUAUUCAAGCCGUUCAAGAGAGCCCUGCCAGUGUGGUGGAGUUGGUGAUUUGUUUCUUCUCCAUCUGGUCUGUUCUGGGCCUCUCAGGCUUCCAUACGUACUUAGUAGCCUCCAACCUCACAACAAAUGAAGAUAUAAAGAGCUCUUGGUCAAGCAAAAGGUGUACAGAGGAGUCUGGGAACCCGUACAGUUACAACAAUAUCAUCACCAACUGCUGUGUGACGUUAUGUGGCCCAAUGCCCCCGAGUCUGAUUGACAGAAGAGGUUUCCUGUCUAUUGUUGAGGCGACGCCUGCUGCUGCUUCGGCCUCGGAGAUGGAGCUGCCUCCCUUCCCGGCCAAGAAUGACGCGAACAUGUGCACUCAGAGCACCAAGGGUGUGCUGGAGAGGAUGGUUCACUCAUUUGACUCUCAUGGCCUGUGCCCCCCUGGAGCUCCAAAGACCACCCCUCUGGGCGUAGAGGUGUCCAGCAUGGCGACGCCCUCCGCUGGCUGCUCGCGCCAGCACGCCCGCCAGCCCAGGGUGGCUUCUUGCCCCCCGUUCAGCAGGAGCAGCAAGAGGAGAGACUCUCUUCACUCCAGCAACCCAGCCUUCCGCCUGGCCUCCCCCUCCCCUUCGCUGAGCCGCACUACAUUGAUUCUGGGCGAUGCACAUGACAUUGGCUUCAUCCCGCUACCCUGAGGACACCUGGCAGCCACAAGAGAGGAGUCAACGACGGCGCUCAAUGUUGCAUAGUGGUGGUUAUGCUUGUGUGUUGCCGUUUGGUAUCUCGAGAUGUCAUUCUGAUGCGUUGAUUAAGCAUUACCUGGAGUUUUAUCAACAAUGUCCUACUAUACUACAUGUGUCCUUCAGGAUGAAGGGAGAUCUUAGUAAUACCUGGAAGCACAAUAGAGAGAUAUUUUUUUUUAACACCUUUUUAUGAAGACACCCGGAACAUGCCUCCACACCUUCCACUGAACCUCAAGCCAUACGUCACAGCCACAGUGUUUAAGUUCCUGCUAAUGUAUUAUGCAAACGGGUCUUUAUAUCCUGGAACACUUACAGUAUACGCGUGGAUGCUAGACGUACAAGACAAAAAGUUUAGAUUUACUGAACUGGCAUGCACUGAAUAGUGAGCCAUUUCAGGAUUAUCAGCUCCAGAGUUGGCCUUAUGUCAUGUCCCAUCAGUUCUUGUCGUGUUGACCUCCAUCGUCCCCACUGUCUCCUGGUGGAACCGGCUGCACGGUGUUCAGAUUAAUGAGCAGUCAGAGUUUGAAGAGGGAGCGCAAGGUGCAGGUUUUAUUUCAUUGGUAAUGUUUGCAUUUCAAGGUCUUGCUGUGUUUUGUAGUCCGUUGUGUGUAUCAGAUGCUCUUCUUCUAGUGAAUCACUUUAGAAGACAAUCAUUGAAUGACGAUACUUAAAAACAAAUAGGUAAGUGAGUGAAUUUCUCUAGGUAUUUUUCAUGUGUGACUGGGUACUUGUGAUGACAUAUUUUAUAAUUUUCAUAUUUUGUAAUUUCCAUAUUUUUCUUGCUUUAUCUAACUUGUUGGAUGUCAAGUCUUAAGUAUUUAGAUCAAAAUCUAAUUUGCUGCUGCCCACCAGGACUUGCAUUGCAGUAUUUAUCUCUGACGCACUGUUUCCUGUUAAUGUGUGUUGGUGGUUACAGCACAGAUGUAAUGUUCUAGGAAUGUUCAUGAGGUCUCUUUACGUGCUCAUUUUCACAGCGGUGACCUUUUCGUCGUCUUACUCUAUGAAACGUAACCCUCUUCUCUGUGUUAGUGGAGUACAAUAAUAGCAAAUGGCAGCAGUUACUUUGUGCCACUAGGGGGCAGCGUGUGGAUACAGAUUGCAGCUCAGUCAGAGGACAGUUUAGGAACAUGACAACCAUUAGACGAAAGGCCUUUUGAUGUAUUUAUUUUUUGUAACUGAGCGUUGAAGCUGUACUUGGGUUGUGAGUUUGUGAAGAACCACGUUGCCGUAGUCGGUGGGUCGUUCAGCCAUCAGUCUGCAUCGAGACCCAUAGGCUGUGUAGACAGUUACGAGCAGUGCUUGUAUGAACACACUUGUUUGUAUUUUGUAGGAUGUAACAGUGGAACUGUAACACAUGGUCAAUAAAAAUGAUCACUUUUUGUUGA
Messenger RNA from Anarrhichthys ocellatus (wolf-eel), 3359 nucleotides. RefSeq names its product zDHHC palmitoyltransferase 18a (gene zdhhc18a). The coding region runs from base 541 to 1926 and encodes 461 amino acids. Lineage: Eukaryota; Metazoa; Chordata; Actinopteri; Perciformes; Anarhichadidae. Gene Ontology annotation, molecular function: protein-cysteine S-palmitoyltransferase activity. The record is from RefSeq and is a predicted model, not a curated record. Gene Ontology annotation, biological process: protein targeting to membrane; peptidyl-L-cysteine S-palmitoylation. Gene Ontology annotation, cellular component: endoplasmic reticulum; Golgi apparatus. The transcript is spliced from 9 exons.